GAAACUGUCAAGAUUAUGAACAUCGAAGUCACUGAUGAGCACUAUAUUGUGUAGGGUGUACAACCGACCCUGUGAAGAACAACCUGUUUUGCUGUUCAGUGUAUUUUAAUAAGGAUAUAUUUAUUAAUAUGGAUGAAUUUCGUUACGUGUAAAAUAUUUUAGAGAGAGUCUUAUGAAACUUCUUACUGUUGGAUGAGAAUGAAAUGUGAGAAACAAAACACGGUCCUUUUAAACCAUAAUUACUGAGUAUAUCGAUCUAAGACAUUAGUCGUUUGACAUCAGUGAAGUGGUGUGAAGAAUUGGGAAGGUGAAAAGUAGUUAACUCUUUUAUGGACUGGGCUUACGGUUACGUUGAUAACGUCGACGUUAUGUUUGUCGUAUUGAUUAAAAGGUGACAGCAGAAGUCCGCACUGUGUUGCCCAUAAAUAUCUUUGGACUUCCAGCGUCUAUGGAUUUUUAGGACUGGUGUACACACCCAGUGGCUGCAGUCUUCGUUUAGGAAAUAAAUAUUAUAAUGUAUGUUAGCUGCUAGAAAUUAUGGAUCCACAAGAAUUAACAGUUGAAGAUACUGAAAAACAUCCACCAAGAGUUGCUGGAAGAGAGAAUGAUGCAGAAGAUGAUAAGGACAGUUUAUCAUCAGAGGAAAUUGAACCAAAGUUGAAAUAUGUGCGUCUGACAAAUGAUCUUCAAAAUAUUCUCACUAAGGAUGCAUGUAGCUGUAUUGCUGUGCAUCCAAAGUUUGUAUGUGUGGGAAGUCACUGGGGUAUGAUACAUUUGUUGGAUCAUCAGGGAAACAAUGUACGCAACAAGGAGCUGCAAGCCCAUACUGUUGCUGUUAAUCAAAUCAGUAUUGACCAAAAUGGUGACUUCAUUGCCAGCUGCUCUGAUGAUGGGAAGGUUUUCAUCUAUGGUCUUUAUUCAACUGAGAACAAUCACAAUAUUGUCAUUGGACGUCUUGUCAAAUCGAUAGCAAUUGACCCUAACUAUUACAAGUCUGGUUCAGGACGAAGGUUCAUUACAGGGGAUGAGCGACUGAUUCUGCAUGAGAAGACUUUCUUAUCUCGACUGAAAUCGACAGUGUUAUAUGAAGCUGAAGGUGGAGUACAGAAUAUUAAGUGGAAUGGUCAGUUUGUAGCAUGGGCUAGUGACAUUGGUGUUCGAGUAUAUGACAUCAAUGCUAGGUGUUCACUAGGCCUCAUAAAAUGGAAUAGAAAUCCGAAUGCAUUACCAGAGAAUUACCGGUGCAAUUUGUGCUGGAAGAAUUCAACUACCCUUCUCGUAGGUUGGGUGGAUACAGUGAGAAUAUGUGUGAUCCGAAAACGCAGUUUGGCUGAGCUGUCCAACAGAGAACUACCUGAAUUUGUAGUAGAGCCAGUGUCUACAUUUACUACCGAGUUCUACAUUUGUGGGAUUGGUCCACUAGACAACCAGUUAGUUCUUUUUGGCUAUAUGAAAGAACCAGACUUAGAUGGUAAGGCUCAACGACCCCAACUUUAUGUUGUGGAGCCUAGGAUUGAAGAUUACAUAGAAAUCUGCACAGACUCUCUGUCUCUGCGUGGUUACCAGGAAUACAAAUGUAAUGAUUAUCACCUUGAAUGUCUGAUAGAGGAAAGCAGGUUUUUCAUUGUAAGUCCUAAGGACGUCGUGGUGGCAAGUCCAUAUGAUGCAGAUGACCGUGUCCAGUGGCUAAUUGAACAUUGCAAAUAUGAAGCUGCAAUGGAGGCUGUAACUCAGUUUGAAGGUCGUGAUCUAAAGAGGCACACACUAUUGCAAGUGGGACAGGCCUAUUUGGAUCACCUUUUGUUUGAACAGAAAUUUGAUCAGGCUGGUCAACUUUGUCUUAAAAUCCUUGGUAAGGAUAAACGUCGAUGGGAAGAGGAAGUAUUCAAAUUUGCUCGAUUACAGCAACUUCGAGCUGUAAGCCAUUACCUGCCUCGUGGAGACAAUUCACUUGACCCUCAUAUCUAUGAAAUGGUGCUGUAUGAAUUCCUCAAAAUGGAACCUCAGGGAUUUCUUCAUUUGGUAAAGGAAUGGUCAUCUACACUGUACAAUGUACCGGCUGUAGUUAAUGCAGUUUUGGAACAUCUUCUAGUGAAUGAUUCUGAUAAAACUUUGUUACUUGAAGCUCUGGCAAUUUUAUAUUCUCAUGAAAAGAAAUAUGACAAAGCUCUUGCCAUGUAUUUGAAGUUACGUCACAAAGAUGUAUUUCAGCUUAUUCACAAACAUAACUUGUUUGGAGCCAUCCAUGAUAUGAUAGAAGAUCUCAUGGAUCUUGACGUGGAUCAAGCAAUCAAUAUGUUUUUGGAGAAGGAGCGUGUGCCAUCUGAAGUGGUGGUAACACAUCUUCAGAAUAACCAGCAUUAUUUAUACCUGUAUCUGGAUGCGUUGGACAAAAGAGACAUUUGGGAAUCAGGACGGAAAUACCAUGGACUCUUAGUUCAGCUAUAUGCUGAUUUUUCCAGAGAUAAACUGCUACCUUUCCUUCGUCGUUCUGAUCAGUACCCCAUUCAGCAAGCCUUGGAUAUCUGUCAGCAGCGAUGUUACUAUCCUGAAAUGGUGUAUCUUUUAGGUCGUAUUGGAAAUACAAAGGAAGCGCUGGUUUUGAUAACAGGGGAACUUGGUGACAUUGAACAGGCCAUUGCCUUCUGCAAAGAACAUGAUGAUAUGGAACUGUGGGAAGAUCUCAUACAAUAUUCCCUGAACAAACCUGAUUUUAUAACAUUCUUACUGCAGAAGAUUGGAACAUAUGUUGAUCCUCAAAUUUUGGUUAAGAGAAUUGAAAAUGGGCUGAAAAUACCAGGUCUACAGAACUCUCUCGUCAAAAUGAUGCAGGAUUACAACUUACAGGUGUCUGUGCAGGAAGGCUGCAGAAAGAUCCUGGUAUCUGAUUAUUUCAAUCUGCAUGAAAAGUUGGUCUCUAUGCAACAGAGAGGCAUUGCCAUAGAUGAUGAACAAGUGUGUGGAGCAUGUCAUAGGAAGAUAAUCGUAAAAGAUCUGAGUCGUGCCAGCAAUGUUGUUAUAUUCUACUGUAAACAUUCAUUCCAUGAAGAUUGUCUCCCUACUUUAGAUAUUGCUGAUGGUAACUGUGUGAUUUGUAACUCAUCGAAAAAAGAAACCUUUGGUCAUAUUUCUUCUCCCAGCCACAAGUAAUGCACGCUUAUUGGUAUAAGUAACGUACUUCAAGCAAUUGUAUCCUUUGGGAAGAACACUGUAAAUAUAUUUUCCUGUGCAUAUUUCAAAGUUACAGUUGUUUCCAUGACAGAGGAAAUAAUUUUUGUAAAUAAUGCAUAAGUUAAAGUGUUACUUAUGUAAAAAUAAGUAAUAAGUUUUGUGACAUAAUGUGAACUUACAUAUAAAUAACAAUAUUGUAAUAAAAUUCUGAUUGAAAACUUUCAUAAAA
Messenger RNA from Zootermopsis nevadensis, 3400 nucleotides. RefSeq names its product vacuolar protein sorting-associated protein light (gene lt). The record is from RefSeq and is a predicted model, not a curated record. Gene Ontology annotation, cellular component: HOPS complex; late endosome. Gene Ontology annotation, molecular function: protein binding. Gene Ontology annotation, biological process: cellular response to starvation; protein targeting to vacuole; macroautophagy. Lineage: Eukaryota; Metazoa; Arthropoda; Insecta; Blattodea; Termopsidae.